Molecule: messenger RNA, 582 nt
Organism: Acanthamoeba castellanii str. Neff
Lineage: Eukaryota; Discosea; Longamoebia; Acanthamoebidae
Product: acetyltransferase, GNAT superfamily protein
Exons: 1
Coding region: 1-582 (193 amino acids)
Molecular function (GO): acyltransferase activity, transferring groups other than amino-acyl groups
Source: RefSeq, a predicted model, not a curated record
AUGGCGAGCACCACGGAACGCAGGGCUUCUUCUGUUCGGGACUUUCGAGAGGGGCAAGGUGACGAAUCGCACUUUCAACGAUUGAAUGAGAGCUGGCUGUUCGCCAACGGCUGGGGAAUCGAGGCCAAAGAUGCGAAGAUUUUCGAGCAGGCCGUCGAGCUCAUUCUUCGGCCGGGAGGGCGCAUCUUCUUCAUCGAGGAGGAGGCGUCCGUUGAACAGGGAGCAGGCGCAGGCGUGAAGGAAGAGCUGGAGGCCAAGGGUUCGAACGACAAGCCAUCUGCACCCGUCGGUUGCUGCGCACUACUCAAACUGGACGAUUACGAGGGCAAGCCAACGAUGGAGCUUAUCAAGCUGGGCGUGGACCCAUCGGCGCAGGGACGAGGCUACGGUCGUAAACUGAUCGAGCACGCAAUCGCUCAAGCGCGGGAGAUGGGCGUCAAGCGACUCUACCUCGAAUCAAACAAGGUCUUGACCCCAGCGCUCAAGCUCUACUUGUCGGUGGGAUUCGUCCACCUUCCACCCGAGCGUGUCCCGACUUCCGACUACGCUCGUGCUGAUGUGUUCAUGGAGAUGGACUUGUGA